Molecule: messenger RNA, 1905 nt
Organism: Malassezia pachydermatis
Lineage: Eukaryota; Fungi; Basidiomycota; Malasseziomycetes; Malasseziales; Malasseziaceae
Product: abc1-ubiquinol--cytochrome-c reductase complex assembly protein
Exons: 3
Coding region: 1-1905 (634 amino acids)
Biological process (GO): ubiquinone biosynthetic process
Cellular component (GO): extrinsic component of mitochondrial inner membrane
Molecular function (GO): kinase activity
Source: RefSeq, a predicted model, not a curated record
AUGCGUCCCCCCCGUCCCUCGGUGACAUGGACCGAUAUGGCUGUGGUGACACAGGCCAUCAUUUCAUUAGGAGAGGCUGUGCUCCUUCCACGCCGUAUUGUACCGCACACGUCGCAGCCAUGGCCCACGAAGCGGACGCCCGAGACGCAGGCCUCGGCCCCUGCGCCGCAGCAGCCUAUGCGUAGCACAGUAGCAAUGCCCCCCACAGAGGAGCACCGUACCACAGUGCGCACAGACGAGGAGCCACCUUCCAUGGUUCACACUGCUAGCACGCCACCGGCAUCCCAAACGACAUCCACACCGGCGGCAGAGGUGCCGAUCCACGACGCACGGCCAGGGCAGCCCGAGCAGCCUGUACAGACUGUGCAGCCUAUGCCGACCGUGUCAGCGACACCAUCGACGGUACCGACACCUGCGCAUGCUACUUCUGACACACCGCCAUUGCCCCUGGAGGAGUACGAUGCGACCAACGAGCGUACCAAGCCACUUCGGGCGACGCGAGUUCCCUCUUCGCGCAUUGGACGACUGUUGCAUUAUGGCAGCCUUGGCGCCGGACUUGCGUGGGGCUCGGCCAGUGAAUAUAUGCGCCGUGCCACGACUUCAUCGGAGGCCGAAGGCGCUGCAGCGCCUGUGUUCCUGUCAGCCCGCAAUGUCGAUCGCUUGGUCGACAAGCUGAGCACGAUGCGUGGCGCGGCGCUCAAGCUUGGCCAGUUCCUGUCGAUCCAGGAUAGUCAUAUGCUGCCGCCGCAAGUGGAAGAAGUGUUGUUGCGUGUACAAGAUACGGCACAUUACAUGCCCCAAUGGCAAUUGGAACGAGUGAUGACGCAAGAGCUCGGCGAGGAUUGGCGCUCGAACUUUGCAUCGUUUGAUGAGCGUCCGUUUGCCGCUGCAUCCAUUGGGCAGGUGCAUAGCGCCGUGCUGGCGGAUCCCUUUCCUUCGCAGCCACACUUGGCCGGCCAGCGAGUCGCUGUGAAAGUGCAGUUCCCUGGUGUGGCCGACUCGAUUUCGAGUGACUUGUCCAACAUCAAGUGGCUGUUUCUAGCCUCCUCGCUUCUUCCGAAAGGUCUGUUUUUAGAAAACUCCGUGCGGGUGCUUCAGCAAGAGUUGCAGGAUGAAUGCGACUAUGAGCGCGAGGCAGAGAUGGGCCGUCGCUUCCGCGAGCACCUCCAAGCGUCGAAGAAGCAUGACGGCAACGAAUCGCUGCCCUUCGAAGCGCCGGACAUCGUCAGUGCCUUGUCGACCAAGCGUGUGCUCACCACCGAGUUUAUGCGAGGACGACCAUUGACGCAGGCCUCGCGCUUGGAUCAGGCCACGAGGGAUCGUAUUGCCUCUGCGAUUAUGGAGCUCAGUUUGCGAGAGCUGUUUGACUGGCACCUCAUGCAAACAGAUCCGAAUUGGACCAACUUUUUAUACCACGAAGGCCGCCAAACCAUCCAGCUCAUUGAUUUCGGCGCCACACGGCCGUACACGGACCACUUUAUUCGCAUGUGGCUAGGCCUGCUUCGUGCCGCUGUCUCUGGCGACCGUGAGCUGUGUGAGCAAUGGAGCAUUGAUAUUGGCUACUUGACGGGUGAAGAAUCGGAGGCCAUGCGUACAGCGCAUGUGGAUUCCAUGUUGGCACUAGGGGAGCCAUUCCGUGCCGAUGCGCCUGUGCCGUAUCCGUUUGCGAAGCAGACAAUCACGGACCGCGUACGUGAGCAGAUCCCACUGAUGCUGCGUGAACGCCAGCGCCCUCCGCCCCCGGAAACCUACUCGUUGAACCGCAAGCUGAGCGGUGCGUUUUUGCUUUGCUCGCGUCUCGGGGCGAGUGUGAACUGCCGCGAUUUGUUUGCGAAGGUAACGGCGCCAUACCCACCCAGUGUGCCUUCUGCACGACUGUAUACCCAGGCCCGCCGACGUGCGUAA